GCACGUCGCCGUCGCGUCGCUGUAACCCUAGCCUAGCCGCCCCCCGAAGCUUCCCGUCCCUCUCCUUGCGGCGGCCGCGGGCGGCGCGGCGAGUCGGCGGCAACCCCGCCCCCCUCCUACCCUGCGUCUCCCCACCUAAACCCCGCUGCUCCGCCUCCCCUUCUGUACCGCAGAUCCUGUCCUCCGCGUUCACGAGGACCACUCAAUCCACCCCCACUUCACAGGGCGGGAUCUGAUCGCAAUCGAUCCCCGCCGCCUCCUCCUCCUCCGGAGGGGCCCCAGGCCCGACGACGACGGAGGCGAGGGUAGAAGACGGAGGCGAGGAGGACGACGAGGCGGAGGACAAAGAGCCCAUGCCGGCCGCCGGGGCUCGCCGCUCCACGCGCGUAUUCAUGCCCAAGGCGCCCAAGCCGCUGCAAGCCCAGGAUCAUGCCGACCCCGCAACCAGGGUCCUGCGCUCCGGCAAGCGCCUCGCCGCCGAUCGGAUCCGCUGGGACGCCAAGGAGGCCGCCGCCGCCGCCGCCUUCAACGUCGACGUCGACCACGACCAGCAGCACCUAAAAGAGGAUUCCCCCAAGCCGGUCCUGCCGCCCCUGACGAAGUCCUUCGGGAUCGUCUACACCAGGAAACGCCGCCGCCGGAGGCACCCCGCCGCCGAGGUCGUCGCCGAGAACGAGGACGGCAGCAGGAGGUUUGGGAUAGUAUACACCAGGAGGAAGGGGAAGCGAUUGAAGGUCGCCCCUCUUCAGCUCCCACAGGAUCCGGACGCCUCCUCUGACCUCGCUGCGGCGAUUCGAUGCUCCUCCUCCCAGGAGUUUGCGUCAAGAACUGGCUUCUUGGAUGCUCAUUUCUCGGCCUUUGUGGAUGGUUCUGCAGCUCAAUCUGGGGCUCUGACGCUUGUCGUCCUUGUUGAUACGUCUUGCUCCAGGAGUUCUCAUCGGUUCCAGGGCCUUCUUCUACCCGUGCUGAGGUGGAUGCGCUGCAGUCGGCAGCGGGACAAGGUCCGAAACCUAGCCACUUUCAUCUUGUCUGCUGGCGUUGCUGCUGCUUUUGCGUCGCAGGGGGUGCACUUUGUCAAGCUCCAGCGCCAGAGAGCUUCUGCAUUGUUACAUAGGCCUCUGCUGCAUUGUGGGUGGUGUGCACUUCACGGUGCCAAGAAAUCUGAACCUCUGGUUUCGGUUGUUUUCUCAGCACUUCCUUCAUACUUUUGGAGCUUGCAUUCUUCUGUAGCUCUUGAUUCCAUGUAUCUGCCAGCUGUGAUUAGGCAGAGCAGCCCACUGUCUGGGGUAGCUAAAGAAAUCUAUCAUCACACUCCUUUGUAUGUGGAUUCUGGGGCUCAGAGCACUGGGAUUGCCAAACCCACUGCUAUCGUUGGCAGCGAUGAACCAUGCAUAGUGGUCUCAGACUACCUGCCCCUUGAACAAGUUGCUGGACUAGUGGUGCAUGGUCUGAAGCUAAAGAAGCAUCAAAGGAAGAGGAGAUCAAUGAGGCAUCCCCGAAAUCGACGGUGUCUUUCAUCAAGAUUACCUGACAAUGGAAUUGGGAUGAAGCAGAGCACAGUUGCCAUCCAUACAGAAGUAAAGAUGCCAUCAAUUAGGCAAGAACUUGUGGAGCCUGUCCAACCUAAAGCAGCAUUAGAAAUUUCUCUUGAUUUGCUUGAAAACAUGGAUGAAAGCGAUGUUUCGACUCCCAUGGGAUCAACUAGGAGAAAGAGAUCUUCUUUGAAGAGUCCAGUCGACAGAAUGAAUGAAAGGCUGGCCUUGGCUGAGGUGAGACAGAACAUAGAUUCUGUUCACAGCAAAGCAAACCUUUUAAUCAUUCAAGCUGAUAGAUGCUGGAGGGAAGAAGGUGCUGAAGUUAUGCUAGAACUAUCAGAUACCAAUAAGUGGUGUAUAGUUGUGAAGAUACAAGGUGUUACUAGAUACUCCCUUAAGCCUUCAGAUUUGAGGUCACAUGUUGUUAAUCGUCAUACUCAAGCCUACAUUUGGGCAGUUGACGAUGCAUGGAAGCUUGAGUUCACUGAUAAGUGGGACUGGCUGUUAUUCAAAGAGUUGCAUGUUGUGGGCCGUGAGCGCAAUUCCCAGGGAAAGCCAAUCCCAAUUCCUGGUGUACAUGAGGUUUCUGAUGAUUUGGAAGGGACUGUUGCAGAUCCUUUCUCACGCCCUGUGGCGGACUAUAUCAGGAUGGUGGAUGAUGAAGUUGCCCGAGCUCUCUCGAGGGAUUCUAUUUAUGACAUGGACUCAGAGGAUGAACGGUGGCUCAUUCAGUUGAAUCAUGCAUAUUCCAAUCAAAAUAGCUCUCAACGGGAGCAUACCUCUUACGAAGAUUUUGAGAUGAUAAUAAGCAUAUUUGAAAAGGAUGCCUACAACAAUCCCAAAGGAAUAAUUGAUUUGGGUGAGCUUAUUUCCAGAUAUCCUGCUUUACGAAAGGAUGACAACGUGCAUGCUGUGUAUGAGUAUUGGACAAAUAAGAGGUCUAAGCGAGCUGCACCAUUGCUAAGGAUAUUUCAGGGUGCACCCUUAAGGCGAGGACAUCUAUCACAAAAGUCUGCCAUGAAGAGAAAGAGAUCUUUCAAGAGGCAAAGAAGCCAAGCUGGCCGUGGAAAGCCUGAAACUUUAUUGCAAGAUCAUGCUGAAGAGGAGGCGGCUUUUCAGAGAGUUGCGCAAGCUGAACGUGCAGCAAAACAGGCUGUAGAAACAGCCAUUUGUCUUCGCAAUAGAGCCCAGUCUCUCAUGGCAAAUGCAGAGCUCGCAACAUACAAAUCUGUCAUGGCUCUCAGGAUUGCUGAGGCUGCUAGGAUAUCUGACUCUUCUCGAGAUAUUGUUUGUACUAUCCUUGACUGAAGAAGAAUAUGUGCUGUUCAUUGAUUUGUGUGGAGGCAUGGGCAAUACUCUCCUUUCUUUUCUUUGGUUACUUCAUCGCCCAUGGUAUUGGCUUUUUGAUAAGCUGCGGAGCUAUUUUUUCCCCUCCUCUUCUGUUGUUAACUUUGUCAAGCCAAUUUUGAGGCGAAUGCUUGAACUCAAAACUGUAAUUCUUGUAUAAAUGAAAGUAGCUAGCUAGAUUCUGUAUCUUAUGUGUACUAGUGUUCUGUAGAGAUGAUGAAAGAAAAAGUAGAAAAGAAAAUGUUGCAAGAGAUGAAGGGAAAUCAAGCAUCUGUUUGCAUCCC
Molecule: messenger RNA, 3166 nt
Organism: Panicum hallii
Lineage: Eukaryota; Viridiplantae; Streptophyta; Magnoliopsida; Poales; Poaceae
Exons: 4
Coding region: 354-2843 (829 amino acids)
Biological process (GO): regulation of transcription by RNA polymerase II
Cellular component (GO): piccolo histone acetyltransferase complex
Source: RefSeq, a predicted model, not a curated record